Moneuplotes crassus is the source of this 1100-nucleotide messenger RNA. The record is from the annotation of a GenBank genome assembly. NCBI's taxonomy places the organism in Eukaryota, Ciliophora, Spirotrichea, Euplotida, Euplotidae.
AAUAUGCUAAAAAUAUCAGCUCGUGCUGUUUUACUUUUGGUUUUAACUAUUGGGUUUACCUCUUGCUCUAUCUUUGAAGCUUACAACAGUGAAGAUGUCUCAUUCUUUGUCCAAAGCGAUGUGAAGGCUAACGUUGCAAUCAUGUUUUAUGAUCCAUUCCAAGAAGAAGGAGACUAUGAAAUUUUCAAAAAUGUUGAGAAAAUUAAUGGCAUCUUUUUGAGCAAAGGAGAUCCUGCAAGAUCUGUUGAUCAAUGGGUUAACAGCUUAAAUGAUGGAGCAAACUUGCUCAGAGUUGAUACUAUGAACCCUUACAAUGAUGAUGCGAAGAAAUCAUUCCACGUAUCCAGAACACCAUUCUUAGUUAUUUUGGAAGAUGGAAACGUUGUUUUUGAGGAAGCUCUUCGUGAUGGAACCUACAAUCAUGUUAGAGAUGUCCUUGAUAAAUCAAACUCAGCAUCAAAUAACAACUUUGGAUCUCAAAAUUUUGGAAGUGGAAGCAACUCAUUUUCCAAUUUGGAUAGUACUCUUCAAAGAUAUGGACAAAAUGCCAAACCUCAAUCAAAUAAUCAGAAUGGAAACAGUCCUCAAUAUGAUCCUGUUGAUAGGGCUGAAGAAUCUCUCGAAGGAGCUAACAAAAAGAUUACAAAGAACAAGCAAACCGUAGAAAACUCAUUGAAGGAACUUCAAGAUCAAAGAAAGAGAGUCCAGGCUUACCAAGAAGUUGAAUCUGCUAGGCAGAAAGCUGAAAAAGCUAAGCAAGAUGCUGAAGUUGCUAAGAAGAACUAUGAAGCUGCUCAAAAAGAAUUGAACCAACAUAUCAAUGACUUAAAUAAGGAGGAAGGGGAGAGACAGAAGUCUAAUAAUAGUAAAAAGGCUCAAUCCUACACUAACCAAUCAACUAGAUCUCAUUCAUCAACACCACCAAGAAUCUAUGGAGGAGUAGAUGCUCAUGCCAGUGCUUCAACUUCCACCUCUCAUGGUUCUUAUCCAUCAGUUAGCGCCAAUGCUAAUACUCAAUCAACAGUAUAUGGAUCAACAGGUAACGACAACUUUGCUAGUUCCAGAACUUGGAAUGGGUACAAAGCUAGUCAUUAAAUCUA